AUGGCCAUCAUGUUGAAAAAAUAUCCCCAUUAAAGUAUUAAGCAGAUCGCGGAGGAUGACAAUGUUUUGAGCAAUGACAAUUAAUCAAACAAAGACGUAGUUGGCACUUAUGAAAGCAAUAAUCCCAUAGAAAAAAUCAAUUAUAAGUAUACUAGCAAUUCCUAGCUAUUUGUAAUAUAAAAUCACAACUAAAGGGACUGUGCUUCAAAAAUUAAAACAGAAAAUAGAAAUAAUAAUAGUAUAAUAAACUCAAUUGAGGACGAUGAGGAAAAUAAUAAUCCAAUUGAGGAUAAUAAUAAUCAUAAUACCAAUUUCAAUAUUAAUGAUGAUUACAACUCGUUAUAAUAGCAGGAAUCUGUCAACACAAGUAAUUAACUAAUUUAAAUAGAGGAUCAUCGUGACUAGUUGUUGAAUGCCAAUCCAAGAGAUAGCAAUAAUAGAUAAAUUCCUAGCCAUAAUGUUGAUGUAAACGCAGAAGAAGAGAGUGAAGAAGAUAAAGAUGAUUUUAAUGAUAAUAAUGGGAAUAUUAGUGGAGAAAACAGAGUUGAGAUGCUUUUAAAUGAACUGAGAAGUGAAGUAUCCGAUGAAGAUUCAAUUCAAAGAUAGCAUUUUCAGAGAUAAUAGCAAUAAAUAAUCAGCAAUUAGAUAUAAGAUGUUGGAAGAGUGAACCAUCAGAACAUCUUAGAUUAUUUUGCUAUGAGAGAGGGUUCUACAACUGAUUAAUUAAUAGAGGAAUUUAUGAUUUACUUUUAAUAUCUUAUAAAGCAAGAAAGAAAUUCUUUAAAAGAAGAAAAACUGGUCAUUACUUAGGAAAAAUUAGAUUUCUUAAGAGAGAAAAAGUAAUAAUACGAAGACUUAAAUUAAGAGAAAAGAAAGUGGCAUGAUAAUAAAAAUAAAAUUGAUGAUAUGUAUCAGCCAUUAGAAAAUAUUGUUGAUUUAGAUAUUGGAGGUACUCAUAAAAUUACGACUACUAAGUCAACUUUAUGUGCAGCAAAGGAUUCUACCUUAGCAGCAAUGUUUAGUGGUAGACAUAAAUUAUCAAUACAUAAUGGGAGAGUAUUCAUAGAUAGGGAUGGGGACACAUUUUGCUAAGUUAUUAAUUAUUUAAGAAACGGGAAGAUUCCAAUAUUUGAAUCAAAGAUUAAAGAGAAUUUAUUUUUCGAGGAGCUAGAUUAUUGGUCAAUACCCUUAAAUUUUAAUUGUGGCUAAAAUGAUAAUAGUGAGAAGUAAUCUUUUGAUUCUAGCUGGUGUGCAAACACUCUAGAACUUUCAGAAGAUAAGAAAACUCUAAAGAAAAAUAGCACUUAACACGGAAUAGUAUUCUGCUGUCAGCCUCUGGAUAUUUACAAUCCUUAUGUCGAAUUUAAGAUUAAAAUAGAUACAGUCUUCAAGGGUAAAAGUCACCUGUUUUGUGGAUUAGUUGAUAGAUCAAAGUAUAGACCUGAGUAUCUAACUUCUACUUUUUGGAGAGAUGCCCCCAGUAGUAUGUACUGGGAUGUUUGGAAUACAAAACUAAUAAAGACAGAUGACAGAGGCCAUUAAAUUGGCGGCGUAUUUGGCUAUGGAUGUUCAUGUGAAGAUAAUAUUACUAAAAUUGGUAUUCAGUAUGAUGCCAAGAAUAGAAGUGUGUCUUAUUUUAAAAAUGGAAUAUGCUAAGGUGUAGCUUUUACAAAUGUCAUGAGCGGCUUUUAUCCAAGUCUUGAUGUUUGGUUUUAGUGCGGAGAAAUAGAAAUCUUGCCUGAUAGAGCUCCUUCUUAAAAAGAAGCUUAGAGAUCUUGA
This is a messenger RNA of Stylonychia lemnae, 1779 nucleotides long. NCBI's taxonomy places the organism in Eukaryota, Ciliophora, Spirotrichea, Sporadotrichida, Oxytrichidae. The record is from the annotation of a GenBank genome assembly.